AUGGAAGGUGGUGAAAUAUUCAGAGUUAACAGCUCCAACAUAUGGAGAAACACCGGUAUGGAAGCUUUCUCGAGAUCCUCCCGUGAAGAAGAAGACGACGAGGAAGCUCUAAGGUGGGCCGCGCUCGAGAGGCUCCCGACCAAGAUUCGUAUCAAAAGGGGCAUACUUACAGAAGAACAAGGCAAGUCACGAGAAGUAGACAUAAAGAACCUCGGACUUGUCGACAAGAAAAACCUCGUUGACCGACUCUUGACCAUUGCCGAGGAAGGCAACCAGAGGCUUCUGCUCAACCUCAAAGACCGCAUUCAGAGGGUCGGUCUUGAUCUCCCGACUAUCGAAGUGCGAUUCGAGCAUUUGAAUGUGGAUGCGAAUGCGUAUGUGGGCGGAAGAGCCUUGCCCACUGUGUUUAAUUUUAUUGUUAAUAUCUUAGAGGGUUUCUUGACUUGUCUUCGUGUUAUCCCAAGCAGAAAGAAGCCAUUGCCAAUCCUCCACGAUUUAAAUGGAAUAAUCAAACCUGGAAGAAUGACACUCCUGUUAGGGCCUCCGAGUUCCGGAAAAACCACAUUGCUGCUGGCCUUAGCCGGAAAACUUGAUCCGGAGCUAAAAGUGUCGGGAAGAGUAACAUAUAAUGGGCACGAAAUGACUGAAUUUGUGCCACAAAGGACUUCGGCUUACAUAAGCCAAAAUGAUCUGCACAUAGGAGAAUUAACAGUUAGAGAGACACUCGCUUUUUCGGCUAGGUGUCAAGGAGUAGGACCUCGUUAUGAAAUACUAGCUGAAUUGUCGAGGAGGGAAAAGCAGGCGAACAUUAAGCCGGACCCUGAUCUCGAUGUUUUCAUGAAGGCAGCAUCUAUUGGAGGGCAAGAAGCGAGUGUGGUGACCGAUUACAUAAUCAAGAUAUUGGGACUCGAAGUAUGCGCGGAUACUUUAGUCGGGGACGAAAUGGUCCGUGGGAUUUCCGGAGGACAAAGAAAGAGGCUAACAACA
Messenger RNA from Striga asiatica, 987 nucleotides. The record is from the annotation of a GenBank genome assembly. NCBI's taxonomy places the organism in Eukaryota, Viridiplantae, Streptophyta, Magnoliopsida, Lamiales, Orobanchaceae.